Molecule: messenger RNA, 2073 nt
Organism: Tetrahymena thermophila SB210
Lineage: Eukaryota; Ciliophora; Oligohymenophorea; Hymenostomatida; Tetrahymenidae
Product: high mobility group (HMG)-box protein
Exons: 1
Source: RefSeq, a predicted model, not a curated record
AUGAAAGAUUUGCUUUUUAUAAGUCAACAAUAAUAACAUUAAUUAAAAUGCGGGUAUCUUUAUUUAAAAUUCAAAAUAAAUUAUAAUCAUAAAUUUACAAAAUAUAAUUUAUUAAAAGAUUAUUAAAAAAAAUAAUUUGACUCUUAAAAAAAAAAAGAUCCUUCAAAAAAAAUGGAAUUAAGAACUAAGACAUUAAAUAUUUAACCUCCUAAGAAACCAUUUUCUAAUACCUAUUAAGCUUUCGUAUUAGAAAAGAAGAAUGCCUUAGGAAAGAAUUUUGAUAACAAGAAAGUUUAAGCUGACUACAACAAAUUAUCCAAUAAUGAGAAAGAAAGACUCCAAAAGUUGGUUGAUAAUGCUGAAGAGAAGUACAAAGAGGAACUAUUCCACUACAACAAUCACAUCUAGGGAAAAGGUAAACAAAAAUAUGUUCCUUAAGUUAAAGUCCCUGAAAAGCCUAAAAAGCCUAUUGGUAGCUUUUUCCGUUUCCUAGAGGAAAACAGACAAAAGUACGCUGCUAAGCACAAAGACUUAACUAACGCUAAAAUUUUGAAAAUAAUGUCAGAAGACUUUAACAAUUUACCUCAAAAAGAAGUCAAGGUAUAUGAAGAUGCUUAUUAGAAAGAAUACGCUUAAUACUUAGUUGAAUUCAAGAAGUGGAAUGAAAAGUAUGGUUAAGCUGCUCAAAAAAAACAAACUAAAAGAAAGAACUCUACUUCCAAAUCAAGAAGAAGCUCAAGUAAAGGAAAAUCUUCUGUUUCUAAAGGAAGAACAAAAUCCACUUCUUCAAAGAGAAGAGCUGAUUCCUCAGCUUCUCAAGGUAGAUCUCAAUCUUCCUCAUCAAACAGAAGAAAAGCUUCCAGCUCAAAGGACUAAAAAGGUACCCGCUCUUCAAGCAGAAAGGCCUCUAAUUCUAAAGGAAGAAAGAAUUCAACUUCAAAUAAAAGAAACUCCUCCUCAUCUAGCAAAAGAUCUUCUUCUUCUAAAAACAAAAAAUCAUCUUCUUCUAAGAACAAAAAAUCUUCUUCUUCUAAAGGUAGAAAGUCUUCUUCAUCUAGAGGUAGAAAAGCUUCAUCUUCUAAGAACAGAAAAUCAUCAAAAUCAAAAGAUAGAAAAUCAUCUUCCUCAAAAGGUAGAAAAUCAUCAUCAUCCUCAAAAAGCAAUAAGAGAAAGGCUUCCAGUUCUAGAGGUAGAAAAUCCUCAAGCUCAAAGGGAAGAAAAUCAUCUAAAUCAUAAGAAAGAAAAAAUUCUCAUGCUGAUACCAGUAAACAAAUGGAAGAUGAAGGUUAAAAAAGAAGAUAAUCUAGCAGUUCAGCUAAAAGAGAUGAAUCCUCAAAGAAAAGUAGAAGAAACUCUAUGAAAGAAGCUAGAACAAAGAAAGCCAACAAUAAAUCAGCUUCUAAAGCUUCAAAGAGUGGAUCAAAAUCCAAAGGUAAAAGUGCCUCUAAGAGCAAAGGAAAAUCAUCUUCUAAAGGCAAAAACUCAAAAUCUAGAAGUGCCUCUAAGCCAAAAUCAAAUGCCGCUUAAAAUUCCAACAAUACCCAUCAAACUGCUGAUUCUAGUGAAAAUGCUUCUUCUACUACUCAAACUAGAACUAGAGGAAGACAAAGAGAAUAAAAAGAUAUGGUUAAUGAAAAAUCAAAUAGCAAAUCAAGCUCCAAGGGAAAGAAGAAUUCAAAAUCAAAUACAAGAUCAAAGUCUAAAUCUAAAUCUGCUUCUAAAUCCAGAAAAAAUGCUUCUAAAUCUAAGAAGGAUACCACUAAUCAUGGAAGAUAAACUAGAUCUAAAUCAAGAUCUGAGUCUAAGAGUAAAUCUGAAGCUCCUAACAAGAAUAGCAAUAAGAUGGAAGUAAUUGAAUAACCUAAAGAAGAAUCCAGUGACAGAAAGAGAAGAGAAUCAAGAAGUCAAUCUGCUAAAAAAACCUCUGAUAAGAAAUCUAAAAAUAGAAGUGACUCUAAGAAGAUGACUGCCGAAGAUCCUAAGAAGAACAACGCAGAAGAUUCUAAGGGUAAGAAAAAAUCCAAAGAAGGAAAGACUGGAGCUUAUGGCAAGAAGGCAAAUAAAAAAUAAUGA